AUGCAAAGCAAUGCCCAAAAAAAUGCAAAAGGAAAAGAUUUCUGUGACAAAUAUGGGGAAUUGGUUGCUGAAAGAUUGAAACAGUUUGAUGAGAGAACUAGGGACAUUGCAAUAAAUCGAAUUGAUAACCUUCUUUUUGAAAUGAAAAUGAAUUUGAAUAUGCCACUACAUUAUCAGCCGUUCAUGCCUACUAAUAAUCAAAAUGUAACUGUUUUAACUUCUGUGAACCCGCAAUGUAGUCCAUUAUCAUCGCCUUCUGAAGCAUCGUUUAGUAGUCCACAAUCUUCUACCAACUUUGCCACUGGACUUUCCCAACCACCAUCACCUUAUCAAAGUUCUGCGACGUUUCAAGAAACUCAACAAUGUUCCCCAUCUGAUGAGUCACAAUUUGAAAGUUUGAAGUAG
Messenger RNA from Acanthoscelides obtectus, 405 nucleotides. The record is from the annotation of a GenBank genome assembly. NCBI's taxonomy places the organism in Eukaryota, Metazoa, Arthropoda, Insecta, Coleoptera, Chrysomelidae.